Messenger RNA from Homarus americanus (American lobster), 5221 nucleotides. RefSeq names its product FHF complex subunit HOOK interacting protein 2A-like. The record is from RefSeq and is a predicted model, not a curated record. The transcript is spliced from 16 exons. Lineage: Eukaryota; Metazoa; Arthropoda; Malacostraca; Decapoda; Nephropidae. The coding region runs from base 151 to 2412 and encodes 753 amino acids.
UGAACAGUGUCCACGUAGCAGACGAAAACAGGCAAAUGUUGAGGAAAAUAUAUGGCAAUUUAAGGUUAAUUACCACCAUAACUACCGUGUGUAGCCCUUACUGCACCAACUAGUUUUACAGGAACAACAUGGCUGUGGAGCUGCUGCCUCAUGUCCUGCACUGAGAUAUUUGGCUUUGUCCUGAGUGAGACAUUGUGUCGUACGAGUCGCGGGAGGAAGCACGACCCCGUCAUGUUCUCACGUAUAUCUGAUGCUCUGCAGGCUGCUGCUGAUGUUAUAGCCCCACCAUGCCCACGUGUAGAGGAUCUGCGUUACCACUGGACUCAGCUAUCAAUAGUAUGUCAGAGAUGCCAGCACAAUGAGGGGCAGCCCCCAGCCAUUGAAGAAACUCAUGUCACAAGGCACCUCUCUCAGAUGUUGAAGGCACUAGUGGCAGAGGAGCGAGAGCAGCGUGUAGGAGGACCGCUGAGCCCAUGUAUGGAAUACCUAGUACAAGAGAAAGUGUUGGCCAUGUUAGCUACACACGCGCGUGCCGACCGUCCCCUUGGGAUACGUCAGCAUGUUUAUAUAUUUCUGGUUGGCGUCCUGAACCAUCUUCAUCACUCUCACCUCCAUCACACGCCCAUACACAAGUCUCUCCAGACAAUGGUUCGGGCGAGCUGUGAGAUGAGAGCUUCUCCGUAUGAAACUGAGGAAAUCGAAUUCUUGUCCACACUGUGUGAAAAAAUACGUCAAGAUAGCAGUAUAAUCCUGCUAUAUAUACAGCCAAUAGCAUUAACAGGAGGCAUCUCAAGUGGUUAUACCCCAGAAGACAGUCUCCCACCAACUCCUUCCCAUGAGGGUACCGCCACCACCACAAGUGAUUCAUCCUCAGUAGUGUCAACACAGAAAUCACUGCCUAAAUUUCCUUUGGUUGAUGCUCUUCUUAACCUCUGUCACAGUGCAGACAGCCAAAUAUCUGCCACAGCCCAUGACUGUCUGGUGGGCAUAGCCAGUGUUAGAGAAGGACAGAGUAGCUCAACAAUAGCCAGACACACACUCCUCCCCCACUACCUGGCCACACGUUUAGUCACAGCCUCUGACAGUAUUCCAGUGGACACUGAGCCUGCAUUGAUAGAGGACAUCCCACUGUCAGAGAGGGUCAGGACUGACGUUAAUGAAAAUAGUGACAGUGAGGAUGAUGAAGAUGUUGGAGAGUUUCCUGGCAGAAGAGAAGUUGUCACUUUCCUGUACUGGCUCACAUUUUGUGAUAAGCUUGUAGAUGUAAGUGAUGGUGCAUUGGGUUCAAGUAUUUGUAGUACCGUAAGAGAGGUAUUCUUAGACGGUGUUCUGCGUGGGAAUCUCACCAGUGACGACGAAGACACCACAUCCCUCUUUAUUGCUCUCACAGCCAAGAUCAUUACCUCUGUCUCUUCCCCACUGCUUGUGAAUGGCAUUGUGUCAUGGUUAACUGAGGAAGCUGAAGACCUAGAUGGAGGGGAGACCAGCAUGAGGCAGCAGUUGAUGAUCUUGUGUCAGCAGCCACCUCAUCAUCUCCAGAUACAGGCUCUCAGAUUACUACAGGUGCUGAUGGAGAAGCCAGGCAGCAUGGCCGUGCAGUCACUGGUGUUGAACUAUAUGACAGCACGUAGCUACCAUGACUCCUCUGCGGCGGAGCACCAGCAGAGCUCCUGGUCAGACGAAGAGGAUGAGAGGUACAAACACCGAGAUGGUGAAACUUCCCCAGGAUCACCAGCCAUCAGUAGAACUCUGGCACCAGCUAACAUUAACAAAAUUGUCAAGAGGUUCUUGACAGUGGUGCCUGAGGACCUGAGAUCUACUACUAAGGAUGACUUUGAGAGCUACAUGGCAGAUGCUCAGCGUCAAUACAGGGACGUGUGCCGGUCAUGUGCAUCAUUUGGCUGGCCAAGAGAAGCUGUAACACCAGAGUGUCCAUCAGAUUCCUCAUCAACUGCAUCUCGGGAGUCACGGGCUGAAGCAGAGGGAAACACAUUCUAUGAGGGACCGUUCCUCAGUAUGCUCAUGGAUUUCCUGGAACAUCUGCCUGAUCAAGACUAUGACAUCAAUCUUCAGGUGACAUCACUGGUAGCCACUCUAGCAUUACUGCCACACCCACACCUCCAUGAGUUCCUGCUCAACCCCACCAUAACAUUGUCAGGGGGCGUACGCACACCCUUCACCGUCCUCUCCUCUGUAGUGUCUAAAAUUUAUCAACCAAUAGUUGAGCGCCAAGAUUAUCUGGAUCAUCUGAAGGUCACCCGAUACCAGCUCUUGGGUACAAUGGAGGAAUUUGACUUUGAGCGAGAUGAAGAUGAGCGGAAGUUUGAAGCAUUGAUUGUCAUAGAAGAAUUUACCAAGGAACUAGCAUCAAUUGCUUAUGCAAAAUACAUCACUGAAGGCAGCGGAUGGUAGUGUGUGAUGUGUGUGUUGAUGUACAUUCCUGUUAUAGGAGAUGCCCGUUUGCCAUAAAUUUGGAUGAUUAUAAGUUUUCACAUAAGAAGUAGAGAACCAUUUUGUUGGAAGGCAGAAAGAAGACUUUUGUUCCAUAGUUCUGUAUAAUGUACGGUGAAGGUACAGUCAAAGAAAAAAGUCGUAUUACACUUACCAUGCCUUAUGUUUUGAAACCCACGACGAAAAAUUUGGGUCAAGUUCCCCAUUAAGACUCGAAGCUUCACUGUCAGUUUACCCAGAUUCUUUGUCGUGGGUUUUGGAACAUAACGCUAGGGGGUGUAAACACAACUUUUGUACUUUGUACCUUUUUUAUAUCAUAAUAAAAGAAAACAAUGUAGAUUAUUUUGAAUGAAAUUGUACUUAUUAAUAAGAUUCUAUGUUGUAAUCUUCUUAAACUCAAAAGAUCUGACAAAUCAUUGCAUUAAGUUGCAUAUAUUAAAUAUACACCAUAGUAUUUCUUAUUAUGAGCCAGGAGUUGUAAUUUGUUACUAUUUGGUUUGUUAGAUUUAUAUCAUGAUAAUGAAGAAGUAAUUUUUGCUAUUGUAAUGUUUCCAAAUGAAAAACAUGUUGUAGGACUUUACAGUUGAGAUGUUGAAAUAUACUAUCAUAUAUUCUCAGCUUUUGUGCAAUAAGUUAUAAUAUUGUGAAUGAAUUUUUUCACUGUAAGAUCGGUGUACCCGUCCCACCAAGUUUAGAGAGGAGUGUAGUGAGGUGGCACAGUGUGAGGGAUUGUUUUGUGAGUUAUCGAGUGCACUGGUAUACAGUACUUUUAAGUAGCUUUGGAAAGUUGAACAGGUUCCAUGGUGCCUCUCUUCAUUGAUGGAAUAAGACUGGGCAUUAAUCUGCUUCUUUAAACAACAAAAAUAAUAACUAUAUACAAUAUAUAUUUUUUGUAAGUCUUACUAAAAUUCUGAUUCUGAAUCCAUGUUAGGAGUGUAUACUCUGGAGGUGUAACUGUGCCAUAAUAUAAGUAAAUCUGAUUUUUUCUCUCUUCGUAUUUCUCUGUGUUCAAGAAGAAAAGGGAUGAUCUGUACAACACAAAUUUUUGUAAAUACAGUAAACUCUCGAAGAUCCAGAUCCGGAAGAUCCGGACAAAAAAUUUGGGGGUUCUGGGCUAAGAAGCCUCCUAGAAGUUUCCCUAAGAAACAUUCCCAAACCAGAGCUAAGAACAGUUUAGGCCCGUGGGCGCUGCUUGACCCGUCAGUUGCCUGGACACAGGUGCCCGAGGAGGUAGGAAACACAAACAGAGUUGACAAUUGUUGUUUGUGGGAAUAUUAUUUCAUUCACUCUAAUAAUGAUACAAGUUUCUUAUUAUGUCAUCACAGGUAAAUGCAUGGUUUAUAUAUGGUAAUUUGUUUAUCACUGCAUUAGUACUGUAUUUUGGUGUUUCUUAUAUCAAUUAUCAUUCGCCGGAAAAUUUGUACAAUCGGUUUUUCCGGACAGGUGGUCCCCCGUUUUAGUUCGGAUUUUCGAGGGUUCACUGAAUAGCAAUAUUAUACCAAACACUCGGAAUAUUUUAUAAUUUUGUAUUUAAUUUUUUCCAUUGUUAUUUAAAACACUGGUGAUGUGUUUGUGAUCUGUUUAUUUGUUGUUUUUAUUAUGUAAAAAUGCUGGUACUGUACUAUAUUAUGUGCAUUAAUAUGUAGAGUCAGUUAUCCUUGGUGAGAGUAAGCCCCUCAGGUCAGCAUGCCAUUCAAUGUACUGUACAGUUCUGGUUUAGUUAAGAAGUUGGUUUUUCUGGUGAUUGGUCUCACUAUUACGCUUUAUUAUGUACAUAUACUGUAGUCUGAUUUUGUAUAUUCACGUCAUAUUUUAUUAUACAUUUUAUAUUUAUUUGAUGUCAAUGAACGUGUACUGUAUGUAGGUGUGGGUGGUUAGGUGUUGACAAAUCUUAUUGUGGAGAAUUUUGCCUGGAUAUAAUAGUCAUAAAAAAUCUAGUCGACAGUGACAAAUUGUGCAAUUAGUCUAUACUUAUCUCUUGCCCCCCCACCCUCCCCUCCCCCCACCCGGUGCUAAUUUAUAAAGUGAAAAAAGAAGGAUGAAAACCCAGAGUUUGUUUCAUUACUUUUUCACACAAACUGUAGUUGCAUAGUCACUUAAAUCACAUCUGGAAGUACCAUAAUGGACAUAUUAGUCCUGGUUUCAGUGCUGGAAGCACAAAACAUACCUCAUCAUUAGUAUUUUUAACAUCUGGAUUUAUUGAAAUAGAGGUCGCACAUGAUUGUUUUUAAUUUAGUUUUUUCUUUCUGCCGGUGAUUGAGGCAUGAAGUAUAUCUUGGCUUUACAAUAUUAACAUCAUUCCAAAUAUUAAUAAUGUCUGUUGUAUGUGCAGAGAAAGUUUAUGUUCAGUGUUAGAGCAUUGCUUGUGUGAGCACUGUCAACAAUUUGGAAUGGUCUUUUAGUCCCAUAUUAAGAAAAGAUUCUCGGUUAUCCAACUACUACUAGUUGUUGCUCCAUUAAUAUUUGAGGCUCCUGAUGUGUUACUAUAGUACUUAGGUAAUGGAAAAAGUAUUAAAUGGAGUCUGGUGUUAGAAUGAUGAGAUAUAUUGCUGUUGUUAGGGAAGGAAACACUGAUAGAGCAACAUCAAGAGGAACUAAUGGUUGCAGGAAUGGCAGUCACUCCUUGACUUUAGAAAAUGUUUAUGGUGAUAUAUAUAUAAGAAUUAAAUUUUUUCUAAAUGUUGCUUUUAAAGUUUUGUUAUUAAUUUGUAUAGGAUUUUUUUUUAUACAUAAUAAUAUAAAUGAAUAAAUAUACGUAUGUUCUUUUGUA